Molecule: messenger RNA, 3082 nt
Organism: Solea solea (common sole)
Lineage: Eukaryota; Metazoa; Chordata; Actinopteri; Pleuronectiformes; Soleidae
Gene: tti2
Product: TELO2 interacting protein 2
Exons: 10
Coding region: 88-1611 (507 amino acids)
Cellular component (GO): cytosol; centrosome; nucleoplasm
Source: RefSeq, a predicted model, not a curated record
UUAAAAUGUCCGCAGAUCUUGUGGCGCCACUCAGAAAAUAGUCUCUAUGUUGUUUUGUCUUUUAAAGAACAAGCCGCUGUUUCAAGGAUGGAACUCUCAUCUCUACUUGAUGAGCUUCAUCUUUCCUCCUCACAGAAGCCCCUCCCCUCUCCUCCUUUCCCUUCAAUCACAGAACUGCUUUCUCGGCUGCAGGACAAGCUGCUUGGUGCAUCCUCAGACUCUGAAACAAGCUCUCUGUUUGGUCGUGUGGAGCAGCUCUUUAAAACAGCUGAUCCUGAUUGGCUGUUCUCCCCGGUGUUAGCCAAUGAUGAUGUCGGUCAGGUGGAGCUUCAGAGGGCGUACAGGUCUCUGGUCAGCACUAUGAUGUGUUGUGCUGCUUUGCCUCUCUGUGAGGACGACUGCGGCUCCCUGACGGCGGCAGCCUAUCAGAACGUCCCGAGUCGAGCCAUUCUAGUCUGCUCCGUGCUCAGAUCACUGGUGGGAGCUCUGGGACACUGGGAGAGGGCAGGACUACUUCUGACUGUGGCACCGCCUCUAUGUGUGUUCGCUGUGACACAUUUCCAGGAUCAGGCAUGGACCACCCCCUCCUCCAGAGUGGCCGCACAGAGACUACACAAGGCGCUGCUUAGGGCAGGUGGCUGGAGAGACUCUGUCCACCUCCUGAUGGGAGACACGAGUCAGCAGGAAGAAGGAGGGAAGAACAGAGGAAUUCUGGAAGGAGUCCUGGACGUCCUGCAGCCUCAUCUUACCAAGGAUUUGUGGCAGCGGUCUGAGGCAGUGAAGCUGGUGUUUGGAUGGAUCCUCCUGCAAGUGCCUCGCCCUUUUCUCUCCCCUUACUUGCCUCGUCUCCUCCCGCCCCCCCUCCUCUUCAAUGACCACUACAGACCAGAGAACUGCAUGCUGGGAGUUCGCUGUCUGCAUCACAUCAUAGUCAACACGUCUGCUUCUGAGCUCCGUCAGUUCAACAGAGCAGAAGUUGUGUAUCAAGCAUUGUUCAAGCACUUGUAUACUUCAGAGGCGUCUGUCAUAGAGCUGGUACUGUCCUGUCUGCUCGACCUGUUGUUGGUUUUUGAGAAGCCCCCCUCGUCAGUCGCCUCCUCCUGCAGGAAGCCCAGUCGCCAUGACGAUGUUCUACGCCUGUUCUUGACUCACAUGGAAGCAGAGAACAAGGUGCCGCUGCGACGCAUCUAUGCCUCCAUCCUGCCUCUGUAUAUAGACAGGAUGGGUGUAGCAGUGUGCAGACACCUGCGGCGGCUGGAGCGUGUGGUGCUGGGCUACCUGGAGAUCAGAGAUCCACCUGAGGAGAUAAACAGGCUGAAGACCCUGGAAGUUCUGCAGAAAACAACAAGAGCAGCAUGGCCACGGAUGGAGGCUCGCAUUAAUGUGCUGCUGCGUUGUUUGCUGCGGUUGCUGGUCGAUGUUUCUUCAGACUCUGAGCUCAAAGAUUCAGUGACACAGGAGCUGAUGAGUCAGACAGUCCUUUGCAUCAAGUUGCUGGACGACUGCUCCCUCGGAAAACUACAGCCUCUUCUCCAGCAGGUCAACAGCAGCUGUUGCAGUCCUGCCGUGUUCAGCUGCCUAGCGACUAUAACUACACCGACAGAGAGGUGAUGCAGAGCGACACUGCUGUCCUGGAAGACAGAUCGGGAGUAGGACACAAGUGGACGGUCACCGGCCUGCAGAUGUCUGUAUUUCAGACGUUAAAAGCCUUGGCCACAGUGGACGGAUGAGCAGAAGGUGGCAGAGCAGCAUGGCUCACUCCUGUUAGAUGAUCAAACAUGUUUAAACUCAAACUAAACUCGCCAUCACACGAAACAGUUUUGAGGAACUAUUGCCAGCAGUUGAUAAAUGUACACUGGUCGAGGCAGUAGGUCAGUGUGUAGGCCAGUAUGAAGGAUUUAACAUGAGCCAAACAUUAAAUACAUUUCAAAGAUAUCGUUUAUUUCAUUUAAGAAAUGAAAAAUAUAAUUUUAAUAAACUUGAAACAUACCCAUUCACACAUUUCUCAUUUUUAACAAAUAAUAUAAUAUAUUCACUGCGUUAAUUAACAAUUAACGCAGUGAGUAAGGUGAUCUCCUUUUUGUUCUGUUAGUUUUCAUUUCAUAGUCACUUGUCAUAUAUUAUGUGUGUGUGUGUAUAAAUACUUUGUAAAAACAAAAAUAACUGGUUUAGUCAGGUUCUAUAAUCUGUAAUAAAAUAAAUAUUAUAUAUAAUAAUAAAAAAAGAAACCAUGUAAUAACUGGUUUGUUCGCUAUAAGCUGCUUCAUACAGUAUCACAUGAGAUAGCAUUUGGAUUGGCUGUCAUGUGAUGUUGAAACAGAGAAUGUAAUAAUAAAAAUAAAAGAAAAUAUGGUAUAUUUAACUGGUAUAUUUAUGCUCUUUUAUCUUGUACAAAUGUAGAACAAACACCUGAAUUGCCCUUUAAUUCUUCACAGUGCCUGGCUGCAUCAUACAGUGUCACAUGAUGUGAUCUAAACAUUUGAUUGGCUCAUAUGAAGUAGAAACUAGGAGGACAUGAGUGUGUCAUCAGUGAGAGUGUGACAGGAGUGAGUCCAGCUUGUCCACUUUGUCUCUGAGUCCCAGUAAACUGUCCUCUGUCUCCAGUCGUCUCACCUUCAGAGUCUGCUGCUGCUUCCACAAACUGCAGCGCAGACGAGCCUGAAAUGUAACAUUUUGUUGAUUUAUACUAAAUGAUUUGUUUGUUAGUACAGUGACACUGCUGAAGUCCACCUGUAGUACAGUGGCCCAUGAGGGACAUUUCAGUACAGUGGUCGUGUAUAUGACUGAUCAUGUGAUGUACAUCCACAGACUAUGAAGUACUAUGAAAUUAAGAACAGAUACUCAAACUGAUGACACAGUUUACUGCUGGAGCUGUAGUCGUUCUGUAUAACAAUAUAUCUAUAUAUAGAUAGAGAGAGAGAUGGAGAUAUAUACAGAAAUGAAUGACUUAAAUCUGAUGAGAUUUAUCAUCUGCUGUAAAAACAUUUUAACAUCUGGAUUCUCUUGAAGUUUAAAAUGACCUUGUGUCUCCGUGAGAUCACUUGUAUGAUUAAGGUUUAAAUAAAGAUUUUUUUAAAAACAA